This is a messenger RNA of Numida meleagris (helmeted guineafowl), 2104 nucleotides long. RefSeq names its product high mobility group box 3 (gene HMGB3). Gene Ontology annotation, cellular component: nucleus. Gene Ontology annotation, biological process: regulation of transcription by RNA polymerase II. The transcript is spliced from 5 exons. The record is from RefSeq and is a predicted model, not a curated record. The coding region runs from base 153 to 761 and encodes 202 amino acids. Lineage: Eukaryota; Metazoa; Chordata; Aves; Galliformes; Numididae. Gene Ontology annotation, molecular function: DNA binding, bending.
UCGGCGGGCGAGGAGGUUGUUUUAAACGGCGGAGCCCCGCAGCCAAUCAGGCCGCUCUCGUAGGCAGCCAACGCGAGGCUGAGCCGCGCCGAGCCCGCGCCGUGCCCUGCGCUCAGCUCCUGCCACACUGCCGCGAACAAUACAGAGUCAGGAUGGCUAAAGGUGACCCGAAGAAGCCUAAGGGCAAGAUGUCUGCCUAUGCCUUCUUUGUGCAGACGUGCCGCGAGGAGCACAAGAAGAAGAACCCAGAGGUUCCCGUCAACUUUGCAGAGUUCUCUAAGAAGUGCUCGGAGAGGUGGAAGACCAUGUCAAGCAAGGAGAAGGCUAAAUUUGAUGAAAUGGCAAAGGCCGAUAAGGUACGAUACGAUAGAGAAAUGAAGGACUACGGCCCAGCUAAGGGUGGCAAGAAGAAGAAGGAUCCCAACGCCCCAAAGCGACCACCGUCUGGCUUCUUCCUGUUCUGCUCAGAGUUCCGCCCCAAGAUCAAGUCCACAAACCCUGGCAUAUCCAUCGGGGACGUAGCGAAGAAGCUUGGCGAAAUGUGGAACAACCUCAGCGAUGGUGAAAAGCAGCCUUAUAACAAUAAGGCCGCUAAGCUGAAGGAGAAGUACGAGAAGGAUGUUGCAGACUACAAGUCUAAAGGAAAGUUUGAUGGCGCAAAGGGAGCGGCAACCAAAGCUGCUCGGAAAAAGGUAGAGGAAGAAGACGAAGAGGAGGAGGAGGAUGAAGAAGAGGAGGAUGAAGAUGAUGAUGACGAAUAAAACUGUACAAUACUUGUCUCCAUGUGAAUACCAUAGAGUAGGGGAAACACCGUAAAUGCAACACCUCUUAUUUGAGAUGGUGUCUCUUGCCCUUAUUAGGCUUAAUUAAAAAAAAAUUUGGAUUCCGAUCGCGUUGUAGUUUCUAAAAGUGCUCUAGAAAUUGUAACUGGUUUACAUGAAGUGGCCAUGGGUGUAGUGAGCACCCUGAAACUGUAUCAAAGUUGUACAUAUUUCCAAACAUUUUUAAAAUGAAAAGGCCCUCUAGUGUUCUCCUAACUCUGUGCACUUUGCUGUUGGUGUAACAAAGCAUUUAAAAAUGUUUCAAGCAUUUUUUUAAUUUGUAAGGUGGUGUUACUAUAUGGUUAUUGGCUAGAAAAUCCUGGGUUAUAAACUGUACAUAUCUAUAGUUUGUAAAAACUAGACAGAUUCUUGUGGUACAUGCUUAGAGUUAUGAUGCCUUAGAGGAGCAGUGAUUACUGGAGAGGCCGUACGUUCCCCGGGGUGCCAUGGCCCGAAGCAUGCACUGUGAGGGUAGAUCUAUUUACACUACAGUGGGCGUCCAUUUAGCUUAAAGUUGUCUUUCUGUAUAUAGUGAAAUAGCAUUCUGCUGCCAUUCUUAGUUGUGGAAGGGGGUUCAGCUGGCAUGAGAAGUGUACGGAUUUUUUUAGUUAAGUGCGGUAGUUUUUAAACUGAAACUGUAGACAUCUCUUCAUCGUCAACUCAGUGAAGAGCCAGUGCAGCAACUGAAGUUCAAAAACACUCUGUACUUAAACAAAUUUGCAACGUUCUGUUUUUUUUGUAUGUUUAGAAUGCUGAAAUGUUUUUGAAGCAAAAUAAACAGUAUUACAUUUUUAAAACUGUUCUUGACAACACUCUAAAUUUCUGGUUUAAAAGGAUCUUAACAACAGCGAGAGGUUCAUUGCGAAGUCUGUGGCAUCCCUCAGGGCUGGUGACUUAGGAAACAUUCUGACUCAAGGAUUAAAAAUAAAAAUAAAUGGUGGCCAGCCAAAACUGGCUGAAUUGAAAGAGAUGGCUGCUCCAGCUAAUAUGCAAUCAUAACUGUUUAUGGCUGAGUGGCAUAAGAUGCUAUGCAAGUUUGAACUUUAUUACUUGAACUUGGGAGCCUAAAUGAACAUUCAUGACGUAAUUGUUUGUUUGUGUGUGUAUAUAGCAGCAUUCAGAGAUGCAGAGAAAGGUAGGUGGCUAGGAAUGAGGCUGAUACUAUGGAAUAAGUAUAAAAGCAUAGUUUGGAUUUUUUUUUUUUUUCAGUUGUGUUGGGUAAAUUUAUAGCCCAAAUGCAUUGCUGUACAUAUUAAAAUGUGCCUUUUUUGUCCUGUGUUAAA